Penaeus vannamei (Pacific white shrimp) is the source of this 811-nucleotide messenger RNA. The record is from RefSeq and is a predicted model, not a curated record. Lineage: Eukaryota; Metazoa; Arthropoda; Malacostraca; Decapoda; Penaeidae.
AUGGAAGAGAGUUUAUUGUGGAUGGGAGCUGCAUUUAUUAAUGUUACUGUCACAUUUCCAAUGAACAAGUUAAUGUUUCGCCAGAUGCUGCAUGGAAUAUCCACAUCAAAUGCAAUAAGUCAGCUGAAACGAGAGGGACUGAAGAAUCUUUACCGAGGAAUUUUACCUCCUUUGUGCCAAAAAACAGUGUCAACAUCCAUCAUGUUCGGGAUGUAUGACCAGUAUAGCAGAUUAUUGAAAAGCAACCUUAGCACUAGCAGCCACAUUAGCUGGAUGUACCGAGCAGUUUUGUGUCCUUUUGAAAGAAUUCAGACAGUUCUGCAAGACAAAAAGUUCCAUGGAUACAGAAAUAGCUUACACAUCGCACAAGAGUUAAGAAAAUUUGGUGCAAGGGAGUACUACAGAGGGAUGUCCUCCAUUCUGAUGCGGAAUGGACCAAGCAACGUCCUGUUCUUUGGCCUGAGGAAGGAGAUAAAGGAGCGAUUACCAGAUCCUGGAAGUUCAUGGUGGGGACACAUUCUGACAGAUUUUGUGUCAGGAGCUUUCCUUGGAGCAUUCAUCUCCACUGUGAUGUACCCGGUCAAUGUCAUCAAAGCUCAUCAACAGUGUCAAGUGGGCGGUCCAUUCCUGUCCAUGCGGACCACAUUCUGGCAUGUCUAUCAUGCUAGAGGCAGUCGUCUCAGGGGUCUCUUUAACGGUGCUCAUGUAAAUUACACUCGCGCAUUAGUUUCUUGGGGAAUCAUAAAUGCAUCGUAUGAAAUACUUCACAAAUUACUGUAUAGUUAACAUCAGGAAUUGUAUAUAGCAAGCA